AUGGCGCCUCGUUCUCACCCUGGUCGUCUCGGCUGUCUUCAAGCUCGGCCUGUCAUCAUCGUACGACCUGGCAGUGCUGGAACAGCCGCUGCUGCCACCGUCUCUUUGAUGGAAGACACUCGGCGGCGGCCGUCGGCGGCGGUCGGCAUUCAUUGCUGGGAUGCUUCGGGAGACAGCAUUGUCUUCGCGUGCCACAAACCGAAGUUUGGCGUGAUGGGUACAUUCGCUGAGUACCGUGACAGAGUAGCCGAACGAGAGCGCAAACUGGAAGCAGAGUACUCGGCGAAGAUCAUCUCCCUCUCAGAGGAGGUGCUGGCUGCAAAAAAGGAUUUUGAGGAACGCAUGAAACAGUUCCAAGCUUUACAGAGGGAAAUUCAGCUGUUGGAACAGCGGUGCUCAGAAGCGCAGCUGCUGAACCUCGAGCAAAAGUACAUAAUAGAAAUAAAACGGCUUGAGGAAGAACGAAAGUCGCUGAGAACAGAAAAGGAAAAAAUGAACGAAACAUACGAAGACAAAUUCAACCGGGCUCAGUCGCUGUACGAGUCAGAACUUUCCACAGCCAAGUCUUUGUACAGUAAAGAGUUGGAAGCGCUGACUGAUCAUGAAAAAGCUCUGAAGGAAGAAUUAACGGCUAGACAAGAAGAAUUCAAAGAUCGGCUCGAAGAUUCUCAGUAUCGAUUACAGCAGACGAAGGAAGAGUUUGUGACUUGUCAGAGGCAAGUUUUGGAACUCCAAACUGUUCUUAAACUCAAGGAACAGGAGAUCGAUUCCGUGACAAAACAGGCAGGGUUUUAUUCAGUUAUGUGAAC
This is a messenger RNA of Soboliphyme baturini, 809 nucleotides long. Lineage: Eukaryota; Metazoa; Nematoda; Enoplea; Dioctophymatida; Soboliphymatidae. The record is from the annotation of a GenBank genome assembly.